Emiliania huxleyi CCMP1516 is the source of this 621-nucleotide messenger RNA. RefSeq lists its product as hypothetical. Gene Ontology annotation, biological process: monoatomic ion transport; transmembrane transport. NCBI's taxonomy places the organism in Eukaryota, Haptophyta, Isochrysidales, Noelaerhabdaceae. The record is from RefSeq and is a predicted model, not a curated record. Gene Ontology annotation, molecular function: voltage-gated sodium channel activity. The transcript has a single exon. The annotation marks the transcript as partial. Gene Ontology annotation, cellular component: plasma membrane; voltage-gated sodium channel complex.
AUGAUGACGGCGGAACUCCAGUCGACGGUCGAGUCGGAGCCGAGCGACCAGACCUCGGAUUCAGAGUCGCUGUGCGUGGACGGGCCGCCUGCAUGCGAGGCGGCGCCGGCGGGAGCCCAGCGGCAGGGCACAGCCCUCUUUGAUGAGGCGCUGCGGCGGGCGCGCACGGCCUCCUUGGCGGAGGACCAGCAGCCCUACGCGCAGGUGGUAUAUUGGUGCGUCGGCCGCGCCGCUCCGGUGCGACGCCACUGCAUCGCGAUGCUGCAGUCGCCGUGGUUUGACCGGACCAUCAUGCUGCUCAUUGGGAUCAACACGCUCCUGCUGAUCUGCGUGCCCGCGGCGAGCAAGUGGCAGUACUGGGCGCACCGCGAGCUCGUGCUCAACGCCACCACCCCAGGCGGCUGCGGCCCCGACGACCCUUGGCUCGAGGGCAACCACGGCGGGCCUGGCUACUGGGACGAGCUGCGGCGGUACGACCGGCAGGCGGACGAGCUGUACUACGUGGAGGUGAUCUUCCUCGCGCUCUUCAUGUUCGAGAUGCUGGUCAAGAUGAUCGCGAUGGGCUUCGUCCUCGAGCGGCGCUCGUACCUCCGCGACGCGUGGAACUGGCUCGACAUGAUA